This is a messenger RNA of Lindgomyces ingoldianus, 438 nucleotides long. RefSeq lists its product as uncharacterized. The annotation marks the transcript as partial. NCBI's taxonomy places the organism in Eukaryota, Fungi, Ascomycota, Dothideomycetes, Pleosporales, Lindgomycetaceae. The record is from RefSeq and is a predicted model, not a curated record. The transcript has a single exon.
GGAAACGCCACAAUCCUCAAUUCCUGCUCCUACCCAUUGUACAUCUGGUCCCAAGACUCGGCCUCAUCGGCCCCUUCUUCCACCCCCCUCCUUCCUAACACCAUCUACCGCGAACCCCUGCGAGCCCCCUGCCUCCAUUGCGGCGUUUCGCUCAAAAUCUCCAAGAACCCACUCCACGCAGACCAAAUCACGCAAUUCGAGUACAGUCUCAGUGACGAUGCCGUCUGGUACGACAUCAGCCUUAUCGAUUGCGUGGAAGGGGAUGACGCGAGUCACUGUCCUGGACAUGAAGCUGGACUUCAGGUAGUUGCGGGAACGAAUGAUUACGGGUGCGGAAAGAUGGAAUGUAAGCCGGGAGAGACGUGUAAGGAGAGCGUGUAUUAUGUCCCGGUGCCCGGGCAGAAACAGCCGGUUGGGAGGUGUAAUCGGGGCGCGGGU